Messenger RNA from Fukomys damarensis (Damara mole-rat), 3866 nucleotides. It is a transcript of the gene Znf250, whose product is annotated as zinc finger protein 250. NCBI's taxonomy places the organism in Eukaryota, Metazoa, Chordata, Mammalia, Rodentia, Bathyergidae. The transcript has 4 exons. Bases 289 to 3261 code for a protein of 990 amino acids. Gene Ontology annotation, molecular function: DNA-binding transcription factor activity, RNA polymerase II-specific; RNA polymerase II cis-regulatory region sequence-specific DNA binding. The record is from RefSeq and is a predicted model, not a curated record. Gene Ontology annotation, biological process: regulation of transcription by RNA polymerase II.
UCUCCAGGCAAAUCUUCUGUCUGAUCACUCGUCCUAUAUCCCCGAUGUUCAAGGGAGGGGUCGGCCCGGAGCAACUUGGGGGAAUUUGGGAGCGGCGGCAGCGCCUCUUGGGGCCGCGUGGCGGAGUGGGUGUCUUGUCGUAGGGGCUCCACGGAGGGCACGGCCCGGGCUCUGCCCGCUAGGUGCUGCGCGCGGCUUGAUGUGACAUCAGAGACGUCCUUCCCUGAUGACAGCGCUGUAGCUGACUCCCCUUUGGAUGAGCGGGCUCCCUGAGGAGAAGUCCCAGCUAUGCCCAGCCUCAGAGUUUGCCCCAAGGAGUCAGAGAUGGAAUCCUCAGCUCCAGAACCAUCCCCUUGGACCCCUGCAGCACAGGCUUGUGUGAGUGAUGCUCCUGUUGUGACCCGCCCUGGAUCUCCAAUCUACAGGCCCCUCAUCUGUGGCACUGUUGAACUGGAAACCAUCUGCCCUCAUCUUCAGCAGCCAGAUUGUGAUACCAAGACUGAAGACAAAGAGUGUUGUCUGAAGGAAAAUGUUUGUGAGGAUUUGAAAUCACAGGCAGAAAUAUCAGAAAACUGUGCAGGUGAUGUUUCCCAGAUGGCUGAGUUUGGAGAACUCUGUGAGGACAUAAUAGAAAGGGACUGGAGGGUCCCUGGAGAUGAGAACCUGGUACAGCCUCUCCACCAGAAGGGGGACUUCACACCAGUAACAGCGCUCCUUCAGGAUCCCUUAAGGGAGAAAGGUCUGGAUUGUCAUAGUUUUGACCAAAGCUUCAAUCUGAGCCCAAGCUUGAUGGUAUAUCAGGGAGUCCCUAUGGAAGAGAGGCCACGUCUGUAUGACACAUAUGGCCUUAAUGCCUUCCAGCACAUUGAGGACCUAACUGAUUGUGAGGGUGUUCCCCUAAGUGAAAGCCCAUUCAUAUGUAAUGGGUGUGGAAAAACCUUCAGAGGAAACAUUGACCUUUUUCAGCAUCAGAUAGCUAACACUGGAGAGAAGUCCUUUAUGUGUGAUGAAUGUGGGAAAUCCUUCAGCCAGAACUCAGUUCUUAAAAACCAUCAGCCAUCUCUUGUGAGUGUGAAAGCCUACCAGUGCAGUGAAUGUGGGAAAGCCUUUCGUGAGUGUGCAGACCUUGCUAGGCAUCAGAUUCAUCACAGCAGUGAGAGGCCUUAUGUGUGUAAUGAAUGUGGAAAAGCCUUCAGCCAGAACUCAAGCCUUAAAAAGCACCAAAAGUCUCACAUGAGUGAAAAGCCCUACGAAUGCAACGAGUGUGGAAAGGCUUUUAGGCGGAGCUCAAACCUUAUCCAACAUCAGAGAAUCCAUUCUGGGGAGAAACCAUAUGUGUGUGACAAAUGUGGGAAGGCCUUUAGGCGGAGCUCAAACCUCAUUAAACACCACAGGAUUCACACAGGGGAGAAGCCUUUUGAGUGUGGGGAAUGCAGGAAGGCCUUCAGCCAGAGUGCACAUCUCAGAAAGCAUCAGAGGGUUCACACCGGAGAGAAACCUUACGAAUGUAACGAUUGUGGCAAACCAUUCAGUCGAGUUUCCAACCUCAUUAAGCAUCACAGGGUUCACACUGGAGAGAAACCUUACAAGUGCAGUGACUGUGGGAAAGCAUUUAGUCAGAGUUCCAGUCUUAUUCAGCAUCAAAGAAUUCACACUGGAGAAAAGCCUCACGUGUGUAAGGUGUGUGGAAAAGCGUUUAGUUACAGUUCAGUGCUCAGGAAGCACCAGAUAAUCCACACAGGAGAGAAGCCGUAUGGAUGUAGUGUCUGCGGGAAGGCCUUCAGCCACAGCUCCGCUCUCAUCCAGCAUCAGGGAGUGCACACUGGUGACAAGCCCUACGAGUGCCAUGAAUGUGGGAAGACUUUUGGUCGCAGCUCCAACCUCAUCCUUCACCAGCGAGUCCACACUGGAGAGAAACCCUAUGAGUGUACCGAAUGUGGAAAAACUUUCAGCCAGAGCUCAACUCUCAUUCAGCACCAGAGGAUUCAUAAUGGUUUGAAACCCCAUGAGUGUAACCAGUGUGGUAAAGCCUUCAACCGAAGCUCAAAUCUUAUUCACCACCAGAAAGUUCACACUGGGGAGAAGCCCUACACAUGUGUUGAAUGUGGUAAAGGCUUCAGCCAGAGCUCACACCUUAUUCAACAUCAGAUAAUCCACACUGGUGAGAGGCCAUACAAAUGCAGUGAAUGUGGAAAAGCCUUCAGUCAGCGUUCGGUUCUAAUCCAGCACCAGAGAAUUCACACUGGGGUAAAGCCCUAUGACUGCACUACCUGUGGGAAAGCAUUCAGCCAGCGGUCAAAGUUAAUUAAACACCAGAGAAUCCACACAGGGGAGAAGCCCUAUGAGUGUAAUGAGUGCGGAAAAGCCUUCAGAGUGAGCUCAGACCUCGCUCAGCACCACAAGAUCCACACAGGUGAGAAGCCUCAUGAGUGCCUGGAAUGUCGGAAAUCCUUCACUCAACUCUCACACCUCAUUCAGCACCAGCGCAUCCACACAGGAGAGAGGCCCUAUGUGUGUCCCUUAUGUGGGAAAGCCUUCAACCACAGCACAGUCCUGAGGAGCCACCAGAGGGUACACACAGGGGAGAAGCCCCACCAGUGUGGUGAGUGUGGGAAGACCUUCAGUGUGAAGCGGACUCUGCUGCAGCACCAGCGGAGCCACACUGGGGAGAAGCCUUACACAUGCAGCGAGUGCGGCAAGGCUUUCAGUGACCGCUCUGUCCUCAUCCAGCACCACAAUGUGCACACCGGGGAAAAGCCCUAUGAGUGCAGCGAGUGUGGGAAGACCUUCAGCCACCGCUCCACGCUGAUGAACCAUGAGCGCAUCCACACAGAGGAGAAGCCCUAUGCAUGCUAUGAGUGUGGCAAGGCUUUUGUACAGCACUCACACUUGAUCCAGCACCAGAGGGUCCAUACUGGGGAGAAACCCUACGUGUGCAAUGAGUGUGGGCAUGCUUUCAGUGCACGCCGCUCUCUGAUCCAACAUGAGAGAAUUCACACGGGUGAGAAGCCCUUCCAGUGCACAGAAUGUGGGAAGGCCUUUAGCCUGAAGGCAACUCUGAUUGUUCACCUGAGGACUCACACGGGCGAGAAGCCUUACGAGUGCAAUAGCUGUGGCAAGGCCUUCAGCCAGUACUCGGUGCUCAUCCAGCACCAGCGCAUCCACACUGGGGAGAAGCCCUAUGAGUGUGGCGAGUGUGGACGUGCCUUCAACCAGCAUGGGCACCUGAUCCAGCACCAGAAAGUGCACAGGAAGCUGUGACCCAAGGGCAGCCCUCAGGAGCACCUGCACGCACAAGAACUGUUACAAGGGGCACAGGCAGCCUCCUUGUCAGGGAGCUUGUUUCCUCUACAAGACAUGCCAAAUGAUCCAGCAUCACUGCAUGCUCCCAAAGAAAGGCACAGGGCCUGUUCCUGUGGAAAACUUCCAAAAAUGUCUGUAUCUUUCUCAACAUCUUAAAGUUACAUUGGCAGGUAAUGGUAUAUUUGUAGUAAAUAUUGAUAAAGAUAGCCAUAAUUCUUUGUUUCUUUAACAUUAGUUUACUUGAAGUAACUAAGGGAAGUUAAAGUAUAAGAACUAUUAUCUCAACAUUCCAAAUAAAGUUAUUUUCCUUAGAAUCUACCUGCCUCUCCUAAAUACAACUGACCAUCCUAAUUGUUGUUCCUAAACUUAUAAUGUUGUACUAUUUUCAGUACUCCAUGAAAACACUAAAGUGCUGUACAGAUAAAGUGAUAUUUUAAAAAAUGAAUUGUCAAGUAUAAUCAUGUGAAAUAGCUGAAAAUUCUAAGUGCAUGGAAAUAUCUGUUUUGUAUUAAAAAAGAAAAACUUUCAAGAUACAUUAGUGAGAAGUGUCAUAAAUUUGGAAA